This is a messenger RNA of Phacochoerus africanus (Common warthog), 1929 nucleotides long. It is a transcript of the gene NUP50, whose product is annotated as nucleoporin 50. NCBI's taxonomy places the organism in Eukaryota, Metazoa, Chordata, Mammalia, Artiodactyla, Suidae. Gene Ontology annotation, biological process: protein import into nucleus. The record is from RefSeq and is a predicted model, not a curated record. Bases 359 to 1765 code for a protein of 468 amino acids. Gene Ontology annotation, cellular component: nuclear pore. The transcript is spliced from 8 exons.
GGGCGUUUCUUUCCUUCUUUUUUCCGAAUUGGUUUUGAGGGGUAGAUUCGAGUUACAAAAUGGCGGCCUGCGGUGUGUUGGGCGCUGUUCCCUCAGCGGCCUCUGACUGAACGGACGGCUGUCCCCAUCCCUGCCGAACACAGAGGGGUGAGGCCCCCGAGGGACAUGGUGUUGGAGACUCAGGGCGUGCGGACCACCGAAUCCUUCGAGGCUCUCCGCGCACCGGAAGCGACCGCGCGCCGCCUCAGAGCCGAACGCCGCGGCAGCGCCCUCGCACCUGAUCGCCGCUGCGCGGCCGGGCCUCGCGGCGCCCACAACCCGGCGAGGGCUGCGGCGGCCGCCGGGGAGGUUCGAAAAAAUGGCCAAAAGAAUUGCCGAGAAGGAAUUGACAGACAGAAAUUGGGAUCAAGAAGAUGAAGCAGAGGAGGUGGGAACAUUCUCAGUGGCCAGUGAGGAGGUCUUGAAGAAUAGAGCCAUAAAGAAAGCAAAACGUAGAAAUGUUGGAUUUGAAUCUGAUAGUGGAGGGGCCUUUAAAGGUUUUAAAGGUUUGGUUGUACCUUCUGGAGGAGGCGGGUUUUCUGGAUUUGGUAACGGUGCUGGAGGGAAGCCCUUGGAAGGCCUGUCAAACGGAAGCAGCGUGACUGCCGCCCCUCCCUUCUCCAGCUCGAGGGCGGCCACCGAGGCCAAGACCACCUUCGGCUCUGUUGCUGUGAAUGGCCCUGCUUCCUCGGUUGAUAAAAAGAUUUCAAAUCCUAAAACUAAUGGUGACAGCCAGCAGCCCUCUGCCUCCGGCCUUGCCUCCAGCACAGCCUGCCCUGGGAAUGCCUAUCACAAGCAGUUGGCAGCCUUAAACUGCUCUGUUCGGGACUGGAUCGUGAAGCACGUGAAUACAAACCCGCUCUGCGAUCUGACCCCCAUCUUUAAAGACUAUGAGAAAUACUUAGCAAGCAUCGAGCAGCAACAUGGGAACAGUGGUAGCAGUCAUUCUGAAAGUGAAAAAAACAAAAUAGCAGUUGAAACACAAUCUCCUUCUCUCUUUGGUUCAAAAUUACAGCAAGAGUCAACAUUUUUGUUUCAUGGCAGCACAACUGAAGCUGCAUCAGAGAAGAAGAUGGAGCCUCUGUCUGAAAAGAACAAGGAGCCAUCACUAGGAGCAGCAAGUGCCUCAUUUAAUUUUGGCAAGAAAAUCGAUAGCUCUGUGUUGGGCUCCUUAAACUCUGGCCCAUUAACUGGCUUUUCAUUUUCUUCUGGAAACUCCAGUUUGUUUGGCAAAGAUACUACCCCGAGUAAACCAGUUUCUUCACCAUUUUCCGCUAAAACACUGGAGACCCGAGCAGAAGGUGGCGGGAACGAAUGCAGAGGCGGAGAUGAAGAGGAGAAUGACGAGCCACCCAAAGUAGUGGUUACUGAAGUAAAAGAAGAAGAUGCUUUUUACUCCAAGAAGUGUAAACUAUUUUACAAGAAAGACAAUGAAUUUAAAGAGAAAGGUGUGGGUACUCUGCAUUUAAAACACACAGCCAAUCAGAAGACACAACUUUUAGUGCGCGCAGAAACCAAUUUAGGCAACAUCCUGCUCAACGUUCUGAUUCCGCCCAACAUGCCGUGUAGCCGCACGGGGAAGAACAACGUGCUGGUCCUGCUCAUUCCGAACCCACCCGUCGAUGCCACAAACGCCUCCGUCCCGGUCACCAUGUUAAUUCGGGUGAAAACCAGCGAGGACGCAGAUGAGUUGCACAAAAUUUUACUGGAGAAGAAGGAUGCCUGAGCACGCUUCCCCUGAGGAGCUGUUGCCAAGUUGCUGCUUCCCCACUGCCCUUUAAACUUAGUUUUCUUCUCUUCUUUGACAUUCUAGAACUUAGAGAUAACUUAAAACUUUUGUGAGGAAGAUAAAUAUGGCCAAUAAAACCUUUAAUAUUACCUGUCAAGAAA